CGAAUUGACACCCGGACUCUGGGAAAUAUAUCCAGCAUCCAUCCCGUCUCCUCUCUCUCACACGCUCCCUGUGCGAUCUCGAUCAGGAUCCUCAUCAGGUCAUUAUUUACCAAGCACACUGAGUGGAGAAAUGUUGAUCAAAUGCGCACUAGCCUUGCUGCUGCUUCUCUUCGUCUUGGGGGACGCGGUGGGAACGGAUCAUGUUGACGUCCCCGAGAAACCGGCCAGUCAGAAGGGACGUCUCUCCUUACAGAACACAGCUGAGAUCCAGCACUGUCUGGUGAGCGCAGGAGACGUGGGCUGCGGCGUCUUCGAGUGUUUCGAGAACAACUCCUGCGAAAUCCGAGGCCUUCAGGAAAUCUGCAUGACCUUCCUGCACAAUGCCGGCAAAUUCGACUCGCAGGGCAAGUCCUUCAUCAAGGAUGCACUGAAGUGCAUGGCUCACGGCUUGAGGCACAAGUUCAGCUGCAUCAGCCGAAAAUGUCCGGCCAUAAAGGAGAUGGUCUUCCAGCUGCAGCGCGAAUGCUACACGAAACACAACCUCUGUUCAGCUGCUAAAGACAACGUCAAUGUCAUGGUGGAGAUGAUACAUUUCCAAAACUUAUUUCCCAAAGGGCCGUAUGUUGAGCUGGUGAACAUCUUGCUCAGUUGUGGAGAGGAGGUGAAGGACGCUAUUACCCGGAGCGUGCGUCUGCAGUGUGAGCAGAACUGGGGCGCUCUGUGCGACAGCCUGAGCAUCUGUACGUCCAUCCCUGCGGCUCCAGCGUCAGGCGGCUUCGAGCGACGUCCGCCGCUUUCCUCGCAGUCAGACGCCGAGCACCACAAGAGCACUCGGACAGGAGACAAGGACAAACCUGGGAAGGUCGGGUUCAGCUCACACGCACGAAGUCGGAGCCAAGGCCCGCGCCGCUUCAGUGUAGAUGCAGGCCCCGCCGAACAGGAAGAGUCAAAGAUCAGCAACAUUCGGAGGUGAAACAGCAGGAUCCCCUAAACUGACCAUGACACCCCAAUCCCCGAAUUAACAGACUGCGCAGACCGCUUAAUUCAACCCAUCCACCCUCACGUCUCCACAGUCAUUCCAGCUCUCCCAAACUGUACUUUUGGCGUGGUGAAUAAAUGUGGUGCAGCCUUUUUGAUACUCUAGAUUACAAGACAGAGUGUUUAUUUUGUAGAAUUAAGUAUUUCAGUUCUAAUACAGCGUCUCUAUUUUGGCAAAUCAUAUCCACUUUAAGAUUCAAUCACCAUGUUUAUUUAUUUCAUGCUAUAUGCAACGUUUGAACAUAGAACAUGUACAUAUAAAUCUAUAUUUAUAUAAACACAUCUAAAUAUAGCCUCUAUAUUCGGUAAUACUAUAUGUAAUAUAGUGCGAAGAAUGCUAGCUGUUGUAUUAGUUAUAUUAUUGCACCAAUUACGCAUCUGACUGUAGAUAUGUAAGAUAUGUUUGUUUCAGAAAUGUGUGUGAUUGUUAUUUGAGAUACUUGAUUAAAUCCAAGCUGUACAGGAUUGAAGUCCAGAUUUAGCACAUACGACGCUCUGUGCUUCAUAGAAGGAAAAGAUCAUAAUGACAUCCAGUAACAAGCUUAUUGUGCCUUGAGAAUAUUGCAUAGAGGCUUUACCCCAAAAUGAACUUUGGAAUCCAAGCAGGUUUAUUAAAGUAAAAAAAAAAACAUCUGCCUCAAGUCUCAGUGUGAUAAAGCACCCGACAGUAUCACUUCAUUCUAAUGAAUAUGCUGCAUUUCUGUCCUUCGGUCCUUGCCAUGUGAUUGGUUGGCACCUGAUUGUUGGUUUAAGAAUAAGGAACAGUUACAGUUCUGCUAUUCAUCAGCCUAACUAACAGUAGUUACUUUGACCAAUCAUCUUCAUACAGUAAUUCACUCAGGUAUUCCAAUGAACAUGGGCUAAAUGUGAUCCACUUCGGGUUUAAACCUGGAAAACAUAUUCUCAGAUUGUUAGAAAGAAUUAAAAAUGAUCUGUGUACAACUAUUAUAUUGAAUGAUAGAUUCCAUAUUGGUACAGAUAGCAUGUGUUCUGAUUGUUUUAGAAAAAUAAAUACUAAAGCUUGUUUCUUA
This is a messenger RNA of Carassius gibelio (silver crucian carp), 2069 nucleotides long. It is a transcript of the gene stc2a, whose product is annotated as stanniocalcin 2a. The transcript has 4 exons. Gene Ontology annotation, biological process: intracellular calcium ion homeostasis. Lineage: Eukaryota; Metazoa; Chordata; Actinopteri; Cypriniformes; Cyprinidae. Bases 131 to 973 code for a protein of 280 amino acids. Gene Ontology annotation, cellular component: extracellular region. The record is from RefSeq and is a predicted model, not a curated record. Gene Ontology annotation, molecular function: hormone activity.